Wyeomyia smithii (pitcher-plant mosquito) is the source of this 924-nucleotide messenger RNA. RefSeq lists its product as uncharacterized. The record is from RefSeq and is a predicted model, not a curated record. Bases 230 to 781 code for a protein of 183 amino acids. The transcript is spliced from 2 exons. Lineage: Eukaryota; Metazoa; Arthropoda; Insecta; Diptera; Culicidae.
GCACAAGGUGGAUAGAGAAGUCGUUGCGUCAUUUUUUGACCUGCUCGGUUUCUGCCAUGGUAUGCGUGAUCAAAACGAAAUCAACAAAAGCAUGCCAAUUUUGUUUACCUGGAUGCCGAUACCGAUCACUAAAAAAAAGUAUGAGAAUGCAUAAGAAAUAGGCUGGCCUAAUUUAACUAAACAUAAGUCUGCAGAUGCUGACAUCAACUAGCAUCAACCAUUAAAACAAAUGGAUCCUCACCUUGAUUCUUCCUCCGAGGAAGAAGGUUACUUGUCACCCUACUGCUGCUCCAGUGACGAGGAAAACGAGUGCUUAAAUCGGAAACUGGUAGAUGAGCUACCCGCUUUCUCCACACAAUCUUUAUCACCCUCGGGCAGAUCUCUGUCUCCAAUUGAUAUGAACACAUCACCACCGCGUUCGAAACAUUCCACUCCUUGCAGUACACCUGUUGACAGUUCCGGCCUCCAGCAGCAGCCACCUUCGGUGGAAAAGGAUUACGUUACGUUAGAGGAGGUUCACGCUCGCAUUGGAUUAACACCGCCGCCCGAUGUUCGGACACGCAAUCUUGAGACGAUUUUCGAAGACAAAUUCCUGGAGACACCACCGAGUCGGGAGUUUGAGUCGCGUACGAAUCGAAAUCUGCUGCGACACUCAUUCCGCAAUCGUGGCCUAAUGGCAGACGGCAACUGUACGACCGAGAAGGUACCAUCUUCCCAGUCAAGUGUUAGGGGAACGAAUAACAAACAGUUCGACGGCAAGCGUCGGCUGUCGCUAGAUUGAUUAUUCCGGGUAGAAUAGAUAGAUAGGUCGAUUAUCCCUUUUAGUUUGUAAGUGCUCUGUCCGAUAAGUUAUUGUUGGGCGUGAUUAUUUUUAAUAAAGAGAAAUUUAUUCCGAAUUUGCCAAAAUUCGAAACCAUUUUGAAA